Gaeumannomyces tritici R3-111a-1 is the source of this 649-nucleotide messenger RNA. RefSeq lists its product as hypothetical. The record is from RefSeq and is a predicted model, not a curated record. The transcript has a single exon. NCBI's taxonomy places the organism in Eukaryota, Fungi, Ascomycota, Sordariomycetes, Magnaporthales, Magnaporthaceae. The coding region runs from base 78 to 638 and encodes 186 amino acids.
CAUCAGCUGUUCUCCUCAAGCAGCAAGCACCGCCGCUCGACUUCGCACUUGUAGCCAUCGAGAGUUCUUCCAAAGCCAUGAAGCCCUUCUGCAUCAUCACCGCCGCCCUCUUCGGCGCCUCCUGCGCUCUCGUAGCGCCACCCAGCCCUCCCAGCCCUCCCGGCCCGCCCGGCCCGGCGGGAUGCCGCCCUCAAGACCCGCCCACCGUCGCCGAAGUUCAGGCGCUGCUCGGGCAGUUCGGCGUACUCGUCGCGAGCCGCCGCGUCAACGAGACGCUGCCGCUCUUCACGGCCGACGCCACGUGGUGGGUGGUGGGCGACCCGGCGCGCGUGCCCUUCUCGGGCGAGCGGCCGGCCGCGGAGCGCGCCGCGUCGGCCCAGCGCAGCUUCGAGGGCUUUGCCGAGUUCCGCACCUCCACCGUCUCGGCCGCCUUCACGCCCGAGCGCUCCGUGCUCGAGGCCCACCUCGAGGGCACCAGGCCCGACGUCCCGGCCUUCCCGCUCUACAAGCAGGACAUCGCGCUGGUGUUCACGACGGUGCGGGUCGCGAGCUGCGCCGUCAAGAUCAAGAGCAUCAGGGAGUAUUUUGACUUGGUUACACUAAUGGCAUACGCCAAUGCUACGGGUCUAGAGCCGUGAUUGCUUGAGGG